This is a messenger RNA of Pseudomyrmex gracilis, 3315 nucleotides long. It is a transcript of the gene Rop, whose product is annotated as protein ROP. Gene Ontology annotation, biological process: intracellular protein transport; neurotransmitter secretion; vesicle-mediated transport. Lineage: Eukaryota; Metazoa; Arthropoda; Insecta; Hymenoptera; Formicidae. Bases 42 to 1799 code for a protein of 585 amino acids. Gene Ontology annotation, cellular component: plasma membrane; secretory granule. The transcript is spliced from 11 exons. Gene Ontology annotation, molecular function: syntaxin binding. The record is from RefSeq and is a predicted model, not a curated record.
ACGUCAAUUAUGUCGAUUUUUCGUCAAUUGUUCCUCGUGUCAUGUCACGUCGUAAAUUUCACCGCCCAUCUUUCGAGAUUAUGAAUGAGGUGAUCAAGCAAAAGAAGAAAACAACAGGCGGCGUGGAAUGGCGGAUUCUGGUGGUGGAUCAGCUCGCGAUGAGGAUGGUGUCCGCGUGCUGCAAAAUGCACGAUAUCAGCGCGCAGGGUAUCACCCUGGUUGAGGAUAUCAACAAGAAGCGCGAGCCACUGCCAACGAUGGAGGCCAUUUACCUUAUCACGCCCUGCAACUCGUCGGUGCAGAAGCUGAUCGACGACUUCAGCAAUCCCACGAGAACCACUUACAAGGUUGCCCACGUGUACUUUACGGAAGUGUGCCCUGACGAGUUGUUCAAAGAUUUGUGUCACUCGCUGGUAGCUAAGCGCAUAAAGACACUAAAAGAGAUCAACAUCGCUUUCAUACCUUACGAAGAGCAGGUUUUCUCGUUGGACUCGCGCGAGACCUUUGCCUGCUUUUACAAUCCCUCUUUCUUCAACCUGCGACCGGCUAACAUGGAGCGCAUCGCCGAGCAAAUUGCAACGCUCUGCGCCACUCUCGGAGAAUAUCCAUCAGUCAGAUAUCGCAGUGAUUUUGAUCGCAAUGUCGAGCUGGCGCAGUUGGUGCAGCAGAAACUGGACGCGUACAAAGCUGAUGAGCCGACGAUGGGAGAAGGGCCUGAAAAGGCACGUUCUCAGUUGCUGAUUUUGGACAGAGGAUUCGACUGCGUCUCACCUUUGCUGCACGAACUUACACUGCAAGCCAUGGCGUACGACUUGUUGGACAUUGACAACGAUGUCUACAGGUUUGAGGCAACUCAGGGUCAGGAGAAGGAAGUGUUGUUGGACGAAAACGACGACUUGUGGGUGGACCUCAGGCACCAGCAUAUUGCUGUAGUAUCUCAGAACGUGACCAAGAAUUUGAAAAAGUUUACAGAAUCAAAAAGAAUGCCGCAGGGCGACAAGCAGAGCAUGCGAGACCUGUCGCAGAUGAUCAAAAAGAUGCCGCAAUAUCAAAAAGAGCUGAGUAAAUAUGCCACGCAUUUGCAAUUAGCUGAAGACUGCAUGAAGCGUUAUCAAGGAAACGUAGAUAAGCUUUGUAAAGUGGAACAAGACUUAGCUAUGGGCACCGACGCGGAAGGCGAACGCAUCAAAGAUCAUAUGAGGAACAUCACGCCGAUACUACUCGAUCAGACCGUGAAUCAUUUGGACAAAUUGCGUAUCAUCGCUUUAUACGUCAUUAGUAAAAAUGGCAUCAGCGACGAAAAUCUAAAUCGUUUGGUUCACCACGCUCAGAUAUCGGUCGAUGACAAGCAGACCAUCGUCAACAUAGGAAAUCUCGGCAUCAAUGUUCUAGACACCAAUCGCAAGAAGCAAUACACAGUACCGCGCAAGGAAAGAAUCACGGAACAAACCUAUCAAAUGAGCCGUUGGACUCCGAUCAUCAAGGACAUUAUGGAAGAUUGCAUCGAGGAUAAGCUUGAUUCAAAACAUUACCCGUUCCUAGCCGGACGCGCAGCUAGUUCGGGAUAUCAUGCGCCAACCAGUGCGCGAUAUGGACACUGGCACAAAGACAAAGGCCAGCAGACUAUCAAAAACGUUCCCCGCUUGAUUGUUUUCAUCAUUGGCGGAGUGUGCUUCUCCGAAAUACGAUGCGCGUACGAAGUUACGAACGCGCUGAAAAAUUGGGAAGUCAUAAUCGGUUCAUCCCAUAUCAUUACACCGAAAUCAUUUCUGAACGACCUGAGUAAACUACAUGUCUAAAUUAACGCGCAAUUAAAACAAAAAAGAAACAACAUUCCUAUAAAGUUCUCUAUGUCAUCUUUAGCUUCGACCUCGUCAGUAAUACCAGCCGCAAAAUCAUCGAUGAUCUCGUACACAAAAAAUUAGAUUUAUUUAUUUAAGUAAACAAAAGAGUCAAUUCUUUACGCGCCUCGUUUGCGGCGAAAAACCGUAUAUAUGAUCUUUAUAACUACAUGAUAUAUUCGUAGUAUAUAGUUUAUCAUUUGAGUAACAAUGAAAGUAUUCGUGCAACGGAGCACGAAGAGUCUUGAUCGGACGCGUUAUCCAGAGUCAAGUGCCUGCGCGCGAAUACAUAAAUCGAAGAUCGUACGAGACGACAACACGUUGGCAAUACUGAUGCAAAUUGCAAUUGGAGAUGUACAAUGAUAUCAGGCUCGUGAAAGAACGAGCCACUAAUACAACUUUAGAGAUGUAUUCAUAUUCAACAUAUAUAUAUGUUGCAUAUAUAUAUGUUGCAUUAAUCCUUGUCUAAUAAUAAGAAAGAGAAUUUGCAAAGAAAAGAUGUAAAAACAUAUGUGUUAGAGAGAAAAAAAGAAAAACCUAGUGAUAUACUCUGUACAUUUCUCGUUACAUUAGUAUUUUGUUAUCGUCUGUUAGUUGAAAGUUACCGUGACCGUGUUAGAGUUAAUAUUUUAAAUGUAGAGCCAAUAUACAAUAUAACUUGAGUGUGCACCGCUUUUCAGAAGAAAUUUUCAUCCCAUUGCGAUAUAGAGACGUUGUAUCGCCGAUUUGCUUUUGUCCUCUCUUCUAAUUCCAGUAUUUGAAGCAAUUUUGACAGUUAAUAUUGAAAAGAUAACACAUUGCCGCGUUAUUUAUUCGAUAUUAUUUCUCGAAAUAGACUUAGCGUUAUAUAUAUAUUAAAUGUAAAAUAAACUCUGCGUGUUCAACCUGACGCUUGUUCUUCCUUUGUGUUGACUUAUUUAUAUAAAUGUAUGAAUGUGUACGAUGUAUGUGUAUUAUUUUUAAUAUUUUUCGUGCAAUACAUACUUCUCGAGUUAAUUUAAGUAAUUUUCAGUUAACGUUAUCAUACACACUUAACAUAAUUCGCAUAUAUACAAUGAUAUUUUACAUUCGAUAUAUGUGUAAUAUCUAUUCAGCGCUCUCUCUUUGACAGAUCCUAUUAGCGAUUUAUGUAAUUUUGUUUGAGAAUGUAACGCAGACAGUGUUAGCAAUAAUGCUAUAUAUAUAUAUAGCGUUACAAAAAUACGUGCAUCGCAAAACAUUCCACUGCAAUAUCGAAUCGCAAUUUAACGAUUGUGGCAAAAAGGAGCGCUUUCGAACAGAGAAUCUUGCGCUUGUUGACGAAUGAAGACGAUAUUAUUGUAAUGUCAAUAAAUGUUACGAUCUACUUAGCGGAGAAAUUAUCGCAAAGUUAAAUGAUAUUUAUAAAGUAUAUAUUGUUAUGUAAAUGUAUGUAUGUGUAGAUUCUAGUGGCUGAACGAAGUGUUCUGCUUAUAAAGGCCUAUGAUGCGCUUUA